Xyrauchen texanus (razorback sucker) is the source of this 3137-nucleotide messenger RNA. RefSeq names its product plexin domain-containing protein 2-like. Bases 287 to 1870 code for a protein of 527 amino acids. The record is from RefSeq and is a predicted model, not a curated record. The transcript has 13 exons. NCBI's taxonomy places the organism in Eukaryota, Metazoa, Chordata, Actinopteri, Cypriniformes, Catostomidae.
AGGAGACUAAUAAAACUUUAUUUACACUCCUGAAACAUGAGAUACAGAAUUUCUUCCUCCAUUUUACAGAAUACACAAAUUCUAUACAUCACUCAGCUAUAGCUGAAAGUCUCAACUCAAAACAUGCGCGUCACUACAGCCUCGGUAUAGACGGGACAGACUGGUGGGUGUAUCGAGGAAGCUGAAGGUAAUCGCAUUUGCUUCUUGUCAGACGUGUGGAAUAAACAUUUUAUUCGGCAUCUCCUUCCAUUUAAAUUUACAAGGGCGCUUUAGAAUAUAGUUGGGCAUGGAACUAGCAGCAAGACACCAUGUUUUCUAUGGAAUUUCCGUAGUUAUUCAGAUUACAUUUGCCAUACAGGAACUUUCAACAAAUGGGGUCUCCUACUUUGAUUUUGAGAGGCUCUCCAAGCAAGAGAGUGUUGAUGUAUACUUCAAGCUUGUCCAUAAAAGAUGGAGGAGAUGGCUGUUCUCAUCUACACCAGAGGACCAAAUCAGUCAGAAGAACCAGGAUCUGGAACGGUAUGAAGUGAAGAGCAGAUUGGAUUCAGGGCGCUUUCCAGAAGUUGUGACUAAUAAAAAUCAUGACAACUCAUCCAUUGAGAGAGAUAUGGAUCAUAUCUACUACACAUCCAAACUCUAUGGGCCCACACACAGUGCAAGCAAGGAUUUGUGGGUCAAUCUUGAGCAAAUGGACAUGGGAAAAGUUCAUGGAAUUCUCUCCAACACGCAUCAACAAACUUCGAGAUUGAAUCUGUCUUUCGAUUUCCCUUUCUAUGGACAUCUAUUAAGGGAAAUACAUGUAGCUACGGGAGGUUUCAUCUACACUGGAGAUGUAAUCCACAAAAUGCUCACAGCGACUCAGUACAUUGCUCCUCUCAUGGCUAAUUUUGAUCUCAGCAUCUCAAAAGAUUCAUCGGUCAUUUACUGUGAUAAUGGUACAGCUCUUGUUGUGCAGUGGGACCAAGUUUAUCUCCAGGAUGCUUCUCAUUUGGGCAGUUUUACCUUCCAGACAAUUUUGCACAAUGAUGGCAGAAUCAUAUUUGCAUAUAAAAAGAUUCCCAUUGACAUUAGUAAGAUUAGCCCAGUGAAUCAUCCUGUAAAAGUUGGGCUCUCUGAUGCUUUUGUGGUUCUUCAUAAGAUUGACCAGCUUCCCAAUGUUCGACGAAGAACAAUAUAUGAAUACCAUCGUGUAGAGCUCUUAAAAUCCAAGAUCACCAACUCCACUGCUGUCAAGAUGCUUCCUCUGCCAACCUGCCUCCAGUUCUCCAGCUGUGAGAUGUGUGUUACAGCUUAUAUUGGCUUCAACUGUAGCUGGUGCAAUCGCCUACAAAGAUGUUCCAGUGGAUUUGACCAGUACCGUCAGGACUGGGUUGAUAGUGGGUGUCUAAAUGAGAUAAAGAACCAGAGCUGUGGUCAACAUCUAGACAGAAAACAACCUCUCAUUAAAACCAGCACUCCAGCAACACAGACAGGAACAAAAACAACACAACUGAUCAGAAUUUCCACAACCACAACAACAUCAACCACAUCAAUUGGAGGCUUCUCACUUACCACCAAAAUAACCAGCACACCCUUAUUCUUAAGAAACCCGCCAACCACCAUCCUCACUAAUGUGUCUAAGAUUGGCAGUACAGAGAAACAGACUGAGGAGCAGAUGCAGACUGGUCUGUUCAUUAGCAUCCUGGUCGUCAUGAUCCUUAUGGUGGCAGCUGUGUUGGUAUCUAUAUACAUGUACUACCAUCCCACCUCCAGUGCUAGUCUCUUCUUAAUAGAGAGAAGGCCAACAAACUGGCCAGCCAUGAAAUUUCGGAGGGGUUCAGGACACCCGUCAUAUGCAGAGGUUGAGGCCAUGGGGAAGGACAAAGAAUGAUUCAUCAUGAUGGAACCUAAAGACAGUUUUAUGGUAUCAGACAGGAGAAAGAGCUCAUUCCUAACUGACCAGAGAGAAGGAUUUAUUGUGGCUGACCAAAGAGAACGCUUCCUCAUCAUGGAACGCUGCUGACAUGAAUCCCAUACUUUUUGAGAGGGAGUUGCACUGGGUACUGGAAUGUAUGUGGUAUGUGACUAUGUAAUAUGAAAUGCAAACACUGCACAGUACUUGACGUAUUGCAGCCUCAAACCAUCUGCAGUGUAAACAGUGUCUCUAGGGUAUGGGACAUUGUUCCUUGUUCCCCCAGUCAAAGCCCCUAUUCAGAACACAUGGGGCUUUUAAGCUAAGCUCUGUAACUUUUUUGUUUGUAUCAUCUUAAAUUUACACCAACACUUGGUUUGGAUGCAGCAUCAUUCAAAUUAAAAAAUUUUCAGUUUCAGAUGCUAUUGUAGAAAUGUACUUUUCGCAGUCAGGCAUGAUUACUUUAAUCCAUGAGUGAAAGUGUCAAACAACAGUGUGAGUACUGAGAUUAAGCGAGUAGUAUUCGGACAUGCAAUUCUAACAUGGCAGCCCCUGUGAGGGGACCCUCCCCAUGUAGAUUAAAACUGCUUUUAUAAGGUUACUGAUAUGACUAGAGUCUUCAUUUUAAUGUGAGUGGUUAUGAUUUAUAUAUUUCAAAGUUACAAUUUAUUUCUUUAGGAGUAAAUCUUUUUUAAUGAGGAAAACAUUACUGAGUGCACUACACUGGGAACAGUGAAGCAGAGAAGCUGAAAGGAUAUAUUUUGCAGCAUAAGUUAUAUCUUGUGUACUCUUUUUUAACUGAUUAAUAAAUUAAUAAAUCUAAAUUUAUGUAAAUAAGCCUGUUGUGGCUGAGGCACAGCUACAGUAUAAAAAAUUAUCUUUAGAGAAUCUUCUCUUAUAAAGAAGAUACUUUAGUGAUUGUUUGAAAAGUUCUUAAAUUAAAUCUUUUUUGUAAUUAGAAUUUGUAUUAAUUUGUUUUAAUAAGUUGAUUACAUUUUCUGUCCUACAACAAGAAAAACAACAGUGUUUAUAUUUCCAAUUAACUGUACACUGGAGUGGUGGUGGUGUAGUGGGCUAAAGCACAUAACUGUUAAUCAGAAGGUCGCUGGUUCGAUCCCCACAGCCACCACCAUUGUGUCCUUGAGCAAGGCACUUAACUCCAGGUUGCUCCGGGGGGAUUGUCCCUGUAAUAAGUGCUCUGUAAGACGCUUUGGAUAAAAGCGUCUGCCAAAUGCAUAAAUGUAAA